This is a messenger RNA of Durusdinium trenchii, 829 nucleotides long. Lineage: Eukaryota; Dinophyceae; Suessiales; Symbiodiniaceae. The record is from the annotation of a GenBank genome assembly.
AUGCGGUAUGGCACCUGGGAGCUUUUCGACCGUGGGAUGCUCUUGGCAGCUCUCGCAGCCGGUGUGGAGCUCCAGGGCCUCCAAAGUCUCAUAAGGUUGGAUCAUUUUGAAGAGGUUCCUUUCCGAGUGGCCGUUGCUCUGUCCGGCACCCCCUGGGCCGAUUUCGCAGAUCUGCUGCCACCACCUCAAAUUCCGUGGGUGCCACCACCAAGGCUCGGAGAAUUUAUUCUCAAGGUGGACAUCAGAAGCAGGACCCUUCAUUUGUGCAAAGAUCUGCUGGAAAACGUUCAGAGAGCUGGAAUCUCCUUAGCUGGUUUCAAGGUCCAAGUGCACUGCAGGGGACGCUCCGAUGUGCUAUCGCUUUUGGAUAUUGCGAUUCUCUUUGGGCAAUCGGACUGCGCGGCCUUGCUUGCUCGCGCGGGCGCAGAGGUGUCGGACUACGGCCGCGAACUUCUGCGGGCGAGUGGUGCUCUGGAUCCGGGUUGCCGGCCGGCAGCGAGGGCAGCAGCCCACGCGGCGCUGUCAAAGCUGUGGAAAUCGGAGAUUGCUGCCAAAGGAAUCGCCAUCUUCCAAGCCAUGAAGAAGCUUUCUCAGGGAAGAUCUUUUCCAGCUUGUUUGGUGGAUGAGGUCAUGGCUUUAUCCCUCAAUGUGCCAAGGAUCAUCAAUGAUUUGGAUCUGUCGGACGAGGCAAAAGCUUGGUGCAAGUCUGUGUGCUUGCACUUGGCACUGCAGGCGGACCCUCACGAAGAGGAAGCCUGAUUGAGAGACUCGGCUAUAGAGUCGGCCGACUUUCCCUCUGAUGUUCUAACCAUUUGUUCCUUCCUUUUCC